GGUGUGGCAAUGCGCUUAAUAAUUGUAUUUAUGGACAUCCUAUUGUUAGCGUCCUUGUUAAUAGACUUCAGAACGAGCUGCGAUGGAUACUUACGUACUUGGAUCAUAGGAACAAUAUUAUUAAGCUUUUUCUUAUUUUCUUUUAUAAAAAGAGUUCAGAAGUUGUUAAAGGAAGACAAAGGAUUAUUUUCUGAGGUUCUUUUAAUGUUACUUUGUUUCUUUUGGACGUAUUUUGGGACAAUUCAGAUUAACUUAUCAAGUGGAUGUCAAAAAAAUGGGCCAUACUUAUUUUGGACAGUGUUUACCUUAGUAACAACCAUAUGGUGUUCCAUCAUAGGACUGAUUUUAAGUCUUAUGAUUAUAACGAUAGGAUCAUUUUUUGUUGUUAAAGGAAAGGUAGAUAAAAUGUAA
This is a messenger RNA of Plasmodium malariae, 411 nucleotides long. Its product is annotated as conserved Plasmodium protein, unknown function. The record is from RefSeq and is a predicted model, not a curated record. The transcript has 7 exons. The annotation marks the transcript as partial. NCBI's taxonomy places the organism in Eukaryota, Apicomplexa, Aconoidasida, Haemosporida, Plasmodiidae.